CGCCUGAGCCUGUAACCCUGCACAAAAUGUGUUGGGAACGGAACCUGACAAUGUGGGAAGCUGAUUCACGCUUGGGUAGCGUACACUUCAUGUCUCACGAUUCGCACCCAAACAGAAUCAUUCAAAAGCUUUGCUUGAUCGACUUGGGAUUCUCCUCUCCCUCCCUCGCUCGCUCUCUCCCUUCCUUCCCACGAUCUUGAAUCCUUUUCUACGCUUCCGCCUUCACCGCAUUGUUUAUUCUAGGCCUACCGAGGGAAUUGUGAGUGUUUUUUUCCCCGGAGAAUGCUGGAGUUCGAGCUCGCAUUUUCAGAAUUGGCGGUGGCCUGUGAUAGAAGUUUUGGGGAUGUGGGUCUAGGCUUCUGUGGGAGGGUUGAUAGUGUGGCCGGAGCUUAAUGUUGCCUCUGGGUGCUCUGGUAACCCGAGUGGAGGUGGUGGAGGAGGAGACGAGGUUUGUUGGUGAGGUUUGUUUGCUGGGGUAACCAUGGCGAGUGAUGGUAGUGGUCUGCGUAGAGUGUUGUUACUUGUGUGCUUGGUGCUCUGCGUUGCGACGUUACCUAGACGUGCUGGAGCUUGGGGAGCUGAUGGGCACCACGCUGCUUGCCUGAUUGCAGAGCCUCUGCUCACACCCACAACUUGGAAGGCAGUAAAUUCCUUGCUUCCGGAGCGUGCGAAUGGGAGUUUGGCAAGUCUUUGUACUUGGGCAGACGACAUCAAGUGGAUGUGGAAGUAUCAUUGGACAGCUCCUCUCCAUUAUAUCGACACACCUGAUUUCCUCUGUCGAUACGACUACGACCGCGACUGCCAUGACCAGCAUGGUCAGAAAGGCUUCUGUGCAUCGGGAGCUAUUAACAAUUUCACAUCUCAGUUGACAAAUUAUGAACUUCCCAAGGCGAGCCGGCCUCUUCUAACGAAGACUCGUGCAUCAGAGUAUAACUUGACCGAGGCUCUUCUCUUUCUAGCACACAUUGUAGGGGAUAUACACCAGCCUUUGCAUGUAGGUUUUACCUCAGACGCAGGUGGCAACACUAUCACAGUGCACUGGUAUCGACGCAAAACAAAUCUUCAUCAUAUUUGGGACACUGAGAUGAUCGUUAAGGCAGAAGAUGUGUACUACAACAAGAGCCUCUCUAAUAUGGUGGAUGCUAUCAUUCUUAACAUAACCAACAACUGGAUUGGAGAAGCGCAGCUGUGGGGUGAAUGCCCGAAGGGAGAAAUCGCGUGUCCCGACACAUACGCAGCUGAGAGUAUCAAAUUAGCUUGCCAGUAUGCGUACAGGAAUGCCACUCCCGGAUCCACCCUCGCAGAUGAGUACUUCCUCUCGCGCCUGCCAAUUGUGGAAACAAGAUUGGCUCAAGCAGGCGUGAGGCUUGCUGCCAUUCUCAACCGCUUAUUCGAUACCAAGAGCGCCUCCCAGCGUCUUGCAUCUCACUAGUUCUGCCAUUUAGAAUACCCCUCUCUUGUAAGGUCAUGGCCAGCCCACUUUCUGACCAUCUAUUGUCAUUAUGAUUUUAUCUCAUAAUACAUCCACUUGUCCAAUGUCAGCGACCGGGGACAAGUGCAGGACCACGAGUUAUUCUGUGCAGAGUAUCUCACUUCGAA
Physcomitrium patens is the source of this 1599-nucleotide messenger RNA. RefSeq names its product endonuclease 4. Gene Ontology annotation, molecular function: nucleic acid binding; endonuclease activity. NCBI's taxonomy places the organism in Eukaryota, Viridiplantae, Streptophyta, Bryopsida, Funariales, Funariaceae. The record is from RefSeq and is a predicted model, not a curated record. Gene Ontology annotation, biological process: DNA catabolic process.